GCCCUGGCCCCGCGCUGGAGCCAUGGGCGGGAGGCAGGGCGCGCUGCGCACCGGGCUAGGCUGCGCCCUGCUGCUGGGCCUCUUCCUGCUGGGCUUCCUGGCAGGCUGGUUAAUGAAACCCACUAAAAAAAUCACCAGCUCAGCAGAUGCUUAUCAAAAUGUGAGACAGAAACUUGUGGCUGAAAUGAAAGCAGAAAACAUCAAGCAGUUUCUUCGUUCGUUUACAAAGUUUCCUCAUCUGGCAGGAACAGAACAGAACCUUCACCUUGCUAAGCAAAUUCAAGCCCAGUGGAAGGAAUUUGGAUUGGAUUCAGCGGAGCUCGUUCAUUAUGAUGUCCUCCUUUCCUACCCAAAUGAAACUCAGCCCAACUAUGUCUCAAUUAUUGAUGAUCAAGGGAAUGAGAUUUUCAAUACAUCGUUGUUUGAGCCGCCCCCUCAGGGAUAUGAAAACAUUACUGGUGUGCUGCCACCAUAUAAUGCUUUUUCAGCUCAAGGAGUGCCAGAGGCAGAUCUGGUGUACGUGAACUAUGGCCGCACAGAAGAUUUUUUCAAACUAGAGCGAGAGAUGGGAAUUAAUUGUACUGGAAAGAUUGUCAUUGCCAGAUAUGGGAAAAUUUUCAGAGGAAACAAAGUUAAAAAUGCCAUAUUAGCUGGAGCCAAAGGGAUUAUACUGUAUUCAGACCCCGCUGACUAUUGCGCCCCUGGAGUAGAUCCUUAUCCAGGUGGCUGGAACCUUCCUGGAGGUGGAGCCCACCGCGGGAAUGUGUUAAAUCUGAAUGGGGCAGGGGAUCCUCUCACGCCAGGUUAUCCAGCAAAAGAAUACACCUUCAGGUCUGAAGUUGAUGAGGGAGUGGGAAUUCCCAAAAUCCCAGUUCAUCCCAUUGGAUAUCAUGAUGCAGAAAUAUUAUUACGCAUCCUGGGAGGACCUACAGCACCAGACAGUAGCUGGAGGGGGAACCUCAAUGUGUCUUACAACAUUGGGCCUGGAUUUGCAGGCAGCUAUUCUACAAGAAAGGUCAGAAUGCAUGUCCACACUCACAGCAAAAUCACACGAAUUUACAAUGUUAUUGGCACUAUCAGUGGCGCGGAGGAACCAGACAGAUAUAUUAUUCUGGGAGGACAUAGAGACUCCUGGGUAUUUGGUGGGAUUGAUCCAACCACUGGUGCAGCUGUUCUUCAAGAAGUUGCUCGGAGUUUCGGCAAAAUGGUGAUGGAAGGUUGGAGACCUAAAAGAACUAUUAUUUUUGCUAGCUGGGACGCAGAAGAAUUUGGACUAUUAGGUUCCACAGAAUGGGCUGAGGAGAAUGCUAAAGUUCUUCAGGAACGGGCCGUUGCUUACAUCAACACAGAUUCUUCUAUAGAAGGCAACUACACUUUAAGAGUUGACUGCAGCCCCCUUCUCUACAAAUUGGUGUAUAAUCUGACAGAAGAGAUUGCAAGCCCCGAUGAGGGUUAUGAAGGCAAGUCUCUCUAUGAGAGCUGGCUUGAAAAGGACCCUUCAACAGAAAGUAAAAGUCAUCCCAGAAUAAACAAACUGGGAUCAGGCAGUGAUUUUGAAGCUUAUUUUCAGCGGCUGGGAAUCACAUCAGGCAGAGCCCGUUAUACGAAGAACAGGAGAGCAGACAAGUUCAGCAAUUACCCAGUUUACCACACCGUCUAUGAGACUUUUGAGUUAGUAGAACGAUUUUAUGACCCCACAUUCACGAAACAGCUUACUGUUGCCCAGUUACGAGGAGGAUUGGUGUAUGAACUGGCAGAUUCCCAGGUCAUUCCUUUCAACUGCCAAGAUUAUGGAGAAGCCUUAAGAAAAUACACAAAUAGAAUCUAUAAUUUGAGCAAGAAACAUGAAGAACAGGUAGAGACUUAUGGAGUGUCAUUUGGUCCCCUUUUUUCUGCUGUGACGAAUUUCACAGAAGCUGCCGCUGAUUUUCACAGAAGACUUAAAGAAGUUGAUGUGAAUAAUCCAAUUGCUGUGCGAAUCAUGAAUGAUCAGCUGAUGUUUGUGGAAAGAGCUUUCAUCGAUCCUCUUGGUUUACCGGGCAGGAAAUUUUACAGACACAUUGUUUUUGCUCCGAGCAGCCACAACAAAUACGCUGGAGAGUCAUUCCCAGGGAUCUACGAUGCCAUGUUUGAUAUUGAAAAUAAAGCGGAUCAGCGCAAAGCCUGGGAAGACGUAAAGAGGCAGAUCUCCAUUGCAGCCUUCACUGUGCAGGCUGCAGCAGGGACUCUGAAGGACGUAGCGUAGGAACAAGGCACCAGCAGGCUUGAACACAUGGCUAGCUCUUAAAAAAUGGCAGUUAAUGUACUGGAGUGAUGCCAUUUGCACUUUGUGCACAGUAUUUACUAGGGUUGCAAUAUAACCAGCCUUUUGCAUACAGAAGUCCCAUGGGAGUUAGUGAGAGCUGUUGGUGUUAUGGGACUGUUGUUUAAGGAACC
Gopherus flavomarginatus (Mexican gopher tortoise) is the source of this 2436-nucleotide messenger RNA. RefSeq names its product N-acetylated-alpha-linked acidic dipeptidase 2-like. The transcript has 19 exons. Gene Ontology annotation, molecular function: carboxypeptidase activity. The coding region runs from base 23 to 2245 and encodes 740 amino acids. NCBI's taxonomy places the organism in Eukaryota, Metazoa, Chordata, Testudines, Testudinidae. The record is from RefSeq and is a predicted model, not a curated record.